Cyprinus carpio (common carp) is the source of this 3313-nucleotide messenger RNA. Its product is annotated as transcription factor 7-like 2. Gene Ontology annotation, molecular function: RNA polymerase II cis-regulatory region sequence-specific DNA binding; DNA-binding transcription factor activity, RNA polymerase II-specific. Gene Ontology annotation, cellular component: beta-catenin-TCF complex. NCBI's taxonomy places the organism in Eukaryota, Metazoa, Chordata, Actinopteri, Cypriniformes, Cyprinidae. The record is from RefSeq and is a predicted model, not a curated record. Gene Ontology annotation, biological process: canonical Wnt signaling pathway; regulation of transcription by RNA polymerase II.
UCUCUUUGAUCUUCGCAGUUCUAAAGCGCGAGUGUUUGUUACUUUCAAGUCGCGCGGAUCGACACAGCAUAAAGAACUUUUCCUCUCUCGCGCGGGUCUCGAACGCUCUUCUGAGCGCGGAAAACAGCGACAACAACAAUCAGAAGUACAUUAAUAAAGUUCGCUCAUAACGCGUGAAUAUGCCGCAGCUGAACGGUGGAGGUGGAGAUGAUCUCGGGGCGAAUGAUGAGAUGAUCGCGUUUAAACAUGAAGGAGAUCACGAGGAGAAGAUCCGCGAGAGCGCGUUCACGGAGAGCGACCUGGCCGAUCUGAAAUCAUCUCUGGUCAACGAGUCCGAAAUCAGCCAGAACUCUGCCGUGAUCAGAAGAGGACAGCAAGAAGAUCAGAGAAUCUACACCGAUAAACGAGAACAUCUGGACGACGUGCCCAAACAUCAAGAUGGUGGAAUGUAUAAAGCGUCGUAUUCUGGAUACCCGUUCCUGAUGCUGCCCGAGCCGUAUCUACCGAACGGACCCGUCUCCCCAUCUUCCAACAAAGUGUCGGUGGUCCAGCAGGGGAUGCAUCCUCUGACGCCGCUGCUGCCCUAUGAUCACUUCAACCCCAGUCCUCCACACAUUCCCACAGACGUCAGCCAGAAACCAGGUGUUCACAGGCAUCAGUCGCAGGAAAUCUCCGGUUUCUACCAGCUGCCUCAAGGCCAGAUCACUCCGUCCAUGAACUGGCCCAAUCAGCCUGUCUAUCCUCUGCCCUCCUGCGGCUUCAGACAGUCCUUCUCCUCCGGCCUCCAGAGCAGCUCCUCCUUCCCCAGGUUCUCUCAUUCUCUGAUGCUUCAGCCCGGCAUGCACCCUACAGGCAUCCCACACCCCGCGAUAGUGCCUCCCUCCGGCAAACAGGAGCACGACCAGUUCGACAGGAACAUUUAUGUCAAAUCUCAUCCAGAGGCGAAGCGUGAGAAGGAGCCCAAGAAACCGGUGAUCAAGAAGCCACUGAACGCGUUCAUGCUUUACAUGAAGGAGAUGCGGGCCAAAGUCAUCGCUGAAUGCACGCUGAAGGAGAGCGCCGCCAUCAACCAGAUCCUGGGCCGACGGUGGCACGCUCUGACCCGCGAGGAACAGGCCAAGUACUAUGAACUGGCCCGGAAGGAGCGGCAGCUUCACAUGCAGCUUUAUCCCAGCUGGUCAGCCCGCGACAACUACGGCAAAAAGAAGCGAAGGAAACGAGACAAGCAGGACCCCAGCACAGACCCCGGCUCGCCAAAGAAAUGCCGUGCUCGCUUUGGCCUCAACCAACAAACGGACUGGUGUGGCCCCUGCAGGAGGAAAAAGAAGUGCAUUCGCUACCUUCAAAGAGGACGCUGCGCCAGCCCCCAUUCUUCCGAUGGAAGUGCUAUAGACUCCCCCCCAUCACCUGUCAAUCACCUGCCAAACCCCGCCUCUCCCCCACAAUACCCCGCCUCCCCCACCAGCAGUCCCCUCCCACAGAGCAGCAAACGCUCCGCCCACCCGCCCAGACUCUCGCUCCACUUCAGCAGAAUUAAAACAGAGAGCCACAAUAACCCAGAAUGACGGCUCGAUCGCCGCGGAGACCGAUCUCACGGUCACACCUUCUUCAAGUUCUCUUCGCUUCUGUGUCCUCAGAAAAAAAAAAAAAAAAAAAGUUCACAUGAGGCGUCCUCUCAUCUUUUAGGAAAUCAUAGCAUUAGAUUUCCUCAUGGAUGAAUCUCAUGAAGAAUGUUUUUUUCCCUCUUUUCAUUCAUUUUAAUGACAAGCAUAUUGUUGCUUUCAUUACCAUAAUGCAAAAAAAAGAAAAAAUUUGUUACUGUAGUUAUAUAUAUAUAUAGCAGGGCUCAACAUUAACACUUUCUUAUCACGAUACAGUUAAGCAACAUCACACGAGCAAUAGUGCUGUUUUCCCAAAUAUCAGCACGAUUGCAAAUGUGACACUGAUUUUUAUACAAUUCAAAUAAGAAUUUAAUAUUACAUCGGUUACAUUGUAGUCAGUCCUUUUCUCCAUUUUGCCAACAAAUAUAGUUCCAAACAAAGCCACAGCAGAACCGUUGAGGGUCUCUGAGCCUUGUUGAUCCAUUGAGUGAACGAUUCAAUGACUCACUUAUUUUCUCAUUCUUGAAUGAAUACGCUGUUUGAACGAAUCUAUUGAAUGAAUGACUCAUCAAGAAAGUCACUUACUGACACCUACUGGUAGGAUGGUGUCAUAUUUAAACGUAUCAUUGCAUUUUUACCCAAUGUUUUAUGUUUUAUACAUAAAAAAUACAUUUAAAACAAUCUCAUUACAUUAUUUUGCAGUGUGAAUGCAUUUGUCAUCUCACAGUUUCAUUAAACAGUCUGUGCAUCUCAAUGCUGCUUAAGAUGAUAAAAAAAAUAAGAAAGCACUGACAGAACACUGAUGAGAGUAUUACUUCAGAAUAAACUACAUUUUUACCACAAAAAAUAUAUAUAUAUAAAAAUAAAUAAUUGGACAAGUGAAUAACCGUUUUAUGUGUCUUAAGGACAAGCACGACAAGGUUUAAUGUCGAACCCUGUAUUUUAUUGUAUAUAUGAUUUUCAUUACUGCAUUACAGUAAUGCAAAUGAAGUUCUCACUCUUCUUUAAUGCUCAUUAGAAAGUCACAAGUACAACUCAGUUACUGUAGUGGAAAUGUUUUAUUGUUUUAUUUUGUGGAUUACAGUAAUGUGAAAUUUGGGGGAGAUAAUGCUUAACUGUCAUCAGAAAUCCUAAAUGUCUUCAUUUUCUUUAUGCAAUAUGCAUUUCUUCACUCAUCUUUUGAUUUUGUGGUAAAGCUUGACCUGGAUGUUUCUUCAUGAGAUUCAGCCGCUGUGUGUCAAGAAUUUUCAUCAUGUAAAUGCCGUACCUUUGCGUCACUGAAAACAGUGUCAGUUCUCACAACAACUCUUCUACGAUCAAAUAAGUGUUAAACGUUAUCUUUUAUAGAUUGAAAGUCCGUAAAUAACUAAACUUUUAUAUGAUGUUUUUAUGUAAAGAGAAAAAAAAAUGAAAAAACAUUCCUUGGCUGUUUACUUUUAUUGAUACAAGUGCCAUUUUUAAACGCUUUUGUUGUGUAGAUAUAAAGUAGUCAGCUAUGCCUGUCAUCAUCCAAACACCGCUGUAUGAAAUGAUGUGCAUGUAUCUGUGUGUGUGUGUGUGUGUGUGUGUGUGUGUGUCAUUUGCCAUCUGCGAUCAGGCAGAGGGAGCCAUACAUCUUCAGUGUUCACAUAUAGCAAGCCAUCUUUCUUCCUUUUGCUUUUGAUGUAACAAUAAUCAUUCUCUAGAUUUAUUAAAAUAUUUUGAAAAACCUG